This is a messenger RNA of Pundamilia nyererei, 1829 nucleotides long. It is a transcript of the gene wipi2, whose product is annotated as WD repeat domain, phosphoinositide interacting 2. The record is from RefSeq and is a predicted model, not a curated record. The transcript has 13 exons. The coding region runs from base 195 to 1637 and encodes 480 amino acids. Gene Ontology annotation, molecular function: protein binding. NCBI's taxonomy places the organism in Eukaryota, Metazoa, Chordata, Actinopteri, Cichliformes, Cichlidae.
CUGCACGCUGUGCGCAUAACGCAUGCGUAUUGGGGGUGAGCAACAAGCUCCUGUGGAAAACAACAACAAUCGUUAGAGCAGAGCAGCAAACAGAGAUGGUUCCGUAAAGCUCAACACUUCUGGUCUUUACCACUGUAUUCAGUCCAGCUGCUGCUAUUUCUACUGAAGCUUUAUACGUCGAUGGUGCCGAACCCAUGAACCUGGCCAGUCAAAGCGGAGACGCUGGCGGAAGCCAGCUGCUCUUCGCCAACUUUAACCAGGACAACACGUCCUUAGCUGUUGGCACCAAAUCAGGAUACAAGUUUUUCUCCCUGUCCUCUGUGGACAAAUUGGAGCAGAUAUAUGAAUGUAACAGAGUAGGCCCCUGUUGCGGUGGUCCUCGAUGUCGCUCUUCCUCUGCCUCUCCAGUUAGUCUUCACUCCCAGGCACAGAUUCCAUCUGUGCUACCUAUGACUGAUGCCGAUGACGGCGAUCGACUGCACACUGUAGAGCUGAAGCAACGUUCAACAGCUGACACUGAGGAUGUGUGCAUUGUGGAGCGUCUGUUCUCCAGCAGCCUGGUGGCUAUAGUUAGUCUGAAGGCCCCCCGGAAGCUCAAAGUCUGUCACUUCAAGAAGGGAACUGAGAUCUGCAACUACUCCUAUUCAAACACUAUACUGGCUGUGAAGCUCAACAGACAGAGGCUGAUUGUGUGCCUGGAAGAGUCGCUCUAUAUUCACAACAUCAGAGACAUGAAAGUGCUGCACACUAUUAGAGAGACUCCGCCUAACCCUUCAGGAUUGUGUGCCCUUUCCAUCAGCAAUGAUAACUGUUACCUGGCAUACCCAGGCAGUGCUACGAUAGGAGAGGUCCAAGUGUUUGACACAGUCAACUUGAGAGCAGCAAAUAUGAUUCCAGCCCACGACAGCCCAUUAGCGGCUCUGGCUUUCGAUGCUACUGGAACUAAGCUGGCUACAGCAUCAGAGAAGGGUACAGUCAUCCGUGUCUUCUCGAUCCCAGAGGGACAGAAGCUCUUUGAGUUUCGACGAGGAGUCAAGAGGUGCGUGAGCAUCUGUUCGCUGGCGUUCAGUAUGGACAGCCUGUACCUUUCUGCCUCCAGCAACACAGAGACGGUCCACAUCUUCAAAUUAGAAACACAGAAGGAGAAGUAUGUGCCAGCCGAGGAGCCCACCACGUGGGGAGGUUACCUGGGGAAGGUCUUGAUGGCGUCCACCACCUACCUGCCUUCCCAAGUCACGGAAAUGUUUACCCAGGGGCGAGCCUUCGCCACUGUACGUCUACCCUUUUGCGGGCAUAAGAAUAUCUGCGCCUUAGCUGUGAUUCAGAAGAUUCCCAGGUUGCUUGUAGCAGCGGCUGAUGGCUACCUGUAUAUGUACAACCUGGAUCCACAAGAGGGAGGCGAAUGCACACUAACGAAGCAGCACAGGUUAGACGGGAGUACCGAGCCCCCCAAUGAGAUCCUUGAGCAGGGGUCACAUGAUCGCCCACUUGUGGCCCAGACCUACAGUGCUGCUGUCUCAAAGGGUUACUGUGAAGAGCAGGGCGCUGUGGGAGGGGUGGGGCUUGACGACGACCUCAGCGACCUACGCUUAGAGGAAGACAACGAGCAACCGCCGCUCAUCCUCGAGACCGAGUGACUGGACUGAUGGCUGUACCCACCGAUCAGAGGGCUCCUCUGGUGCUGCUAGAGACACGUGACCCCAAAAGGGGCGUGGACAGGAUCAAAGAUAGAGGCGGGGAGGGGGGAGUGUCUUUGUUUUUCUUUUAAAGUGUUCAAGAGCCUGUCCGCCAGUUUGUUCAUGCAUCCGUCCGUUCACAUACACGUCGUC